Molecule: messenger RNA, 1277 nt
Organism: Toxorhynchites rutilus septentrionalis
Lineage: Eukaryota; Metazoa; Arthropoda; Insecta; Diptera; Culicidae
Exons: 4
Coding region: 36-1277 (413 amino acids)
Molecular function (GO): zinc ion binding
Source: RefSeq, a predicted model, not a curated record
GUAGUCUGUUGGGCAGGCAAAAGUGACAGCUGCAUAUGAUUAACAUGGAUCGACAAGACGUAAAAGCCAGAUACGCAGAAAAAAUUAAAAAAUUCUGUUUUGGUUACGACCCGUAUCAAUGGAUGCAGCAUGAAUAUUCAAAAAGUGCCUUACCAAAAAAUGUGACUUAUUACGACCUAGUGGAAUAUCUUGUAAAUCGCGAAAGUCCGUAUACCCGGAAAUGCUUUAAGGCCUUCAAGAGCUUGGACGCAUACAAAAAUUUCAAGGCGGGAUGGGUACAAUUUUUAGGUUCCAGAUACGUCGAUUCUGGUUUUUGUAUUGUGUUUGCUCAGGUGAAGCAUUCCCAAAAAUUUAACCUAAAGCCUACAUCUACCUGGGUGUCGGUAGAUCCCACAGGAACAGUUCAAACUGCACAUUGCAAUUGUAUGGCAGGAUUAGGUGAAGUGUGUUCUCAUGUAGGCUCUGUGCUUUUUGCUCUCGAGUGCUGGUCCCGUAAAGAAGUAAAUGAAAAUGAACCUUCGUGUACAGAUAUACUUAAUCGGUGGUUGGUUCCACCGAAAAAAGCGGUUAAUUGUGGCGAAAUUAAAGACAUAUUCAGCCAGAAAGAUCAACCAGUUUCCAGAUAUGAUUUCCAGAUACCCGAAUGCCCUGCGAAAGAGUUGAAUGUAUUUAUACGUAAAUUGAUCGAUAACGGAGAAAAUCCAUCAGUUGGCCAAUUUAUGGAAAAUACAAGAAAGCAUUCGAAUGUGAACUCGAGCCUUUGUGACAUUGAUCUUUAUCCGAAUAUGUUAAAAAUCCUUUUCUGCCAAUUUUUUGAUCCAAAUUUAAGAGGAAAGUCGCUCAACGAGCUUCGCGAAAUAGGGAAUAUUGAGAAAAAACCAUUUUUCGGAGCAUCACCGGAUGCAAUCGCCGUUUGUGAUUGUUGUGGAGAGGUUUCUGUGGAAAUCAAGUGCCCUCAUUGCCUGCGAGACGGUAAAACAAUAAAAGAAUAUGUGACUAGGCCAGAUAGUCCUAUUCAAAUUACGGAAACAGGAUAUAAAAUGAACCACAAUCAUCAGUACUUCUAUCAAGUGCAAAUGCAGAUGUAUAUACUUAAUGUUAAGUUUUGCGACUUUGUUGUUUGGACAAACAAGGAAUUGGUCAUACUGCGAGUGGACCGAGACGACACAUUUUUGAAGAAAGAGUUGAUAAAAGCCGAAAGUUUCUUCAGAUUGGUUAUUAUGCCUGAACUUUUAGGCCAAUACUAUACAGGAGGGUAUUUUAAAGAUAGAUUGUGA